AUGCAGAUGACCGUUGAGACGAGCAGCCUACUUCAGGAGCGAGUCGCUGGCGUCGAUGAGGCCAUCAAUAGCAGGAAAAGUGAGCCUGGCCAGAAAAACGAGAAGCAACCGGAAGCCCUUGGGGCGGCGUACACCUUCGAUGCGGGCCCGAACGCUUGCAUCUACAUUGAAGAGGCUACCAUGUGCGAGUUCCUGAAGUUCGUAACCAAACAUCUAAGGUUUUCGCCGGAAGCCAAGGCCAAAAUUCAGGAGAUUCUUGGUGAAGACGUUGAGACACUCCUUGACGCGCCCCUCAUCCUCGACCUCAUCUACAGCACCGUGGGCGGCGAGCCGCAAAUCUUGGCGCACCAGAUGUCU
This is a messenger RNA of Mesorhabditis spiculigera, 357 nucleotides long. The record is from the annotation of a GenBank genome assembly. NCBI's taxonomy places the organism in Eukaryota, Metazoa, Nematoda, Chromadorea, Rhabditida, Rhabditidae.